This is a messenger RNA of Rhineura floridana, 6404 nucleotides long. It is a transcript of the gene WT1, whose product is annotated as WT1 transcription factor. The transcript is spliced from 9 exons. Gene Ontology annotation, cellular component: nucleus. The record is from RefSeq and is a predicted model, not a curated record. Gene Ontology annotation, biological process: regulation of transcription by RNA polymerase II. Bases 93 to 1346 code for a protein of 417 amino acids. NCBI's taxonomy places the organism in Eukaryota, Metazoa, Chordata, Lepidosauria, Squamata, Rhineuridae. Gene Ontology annotation, molecular function: RNA polymerase II cis-regulatory region sequence-specific DNA binding; DNA-binding transcription factor activity, RNA polymerase II-specific.
CCCAAAACGCUUGGAACAAGUGCGUCGGCUCCGCCGCCAACGGAGGCAACGAGUGGUUCCCGGCGCCGAGGCGAAAAGUUUGCGGCGAGCAAAUGGGCUCCGACGUGCGCGACCUCAACGCGCUGCUGUCUCCCUCGGUGCCCUCCCUGCCGGGCAACAGCAACUGUCCCAUGCCGGUGAGCAGCGCGGCGCAGUGGGCCCCGGUGCUGGACUUCCCGCCCGGCGCCUCCUACGGCUCGCUUGCCCCGCACUCGGCCUUCAUCAAGCAGGAGCCCAGCUGGAGCGCCACCGAGCCGCACGAGGAGCAGUGCCUCAGCGCCUUCACCGUCCACUUCUCCGGCCAAUUCACAGGCACCGCCGGAGCCUGUCGCUACGGCCCCUUCGCACCGCCCCCGCCGCCCAGCCAAGCGCCCUCCAGCCAAGCCCGGAUGUUCCCCAACGGCCCUUACCUGCCCAACUGCUUGGAGAGCCAGCAAGCCAUCCGCAACCAAGGUUACGGCACAGUGGCGUUUGAUGGAACUCCAAGUUAUGGUCACACUCCCUCUCACCACGCAGCACAGUUUACAAACCACUCCUUCAAACACGAGGACUCCAUCGUCCAGCAGACGACUCUAGGUGAUCAACAAUAUUCAGUGCCUCCUCCUGUCUAUGGUUGCCACACUCCCACAGACAGUUGCACAGGCAGCCAGGCUCUGCUCCUGAGGACCCCUUAUAACAGUGACAAUUUAUACCAAAUGACCUCACAGCUUGAAUGCAUGACAUGGAAUCAAAUGAACUUGGGAUCCACACUUAAGGGUCAUGCAACAGGAUAUGAAAGUGAUAACCAUGCUGGCCCUAUGUUAUAUAGCUGUGGGGCCCAAUAUAGAAUACACACCCAUGGAGUUUUUAGAGGAAUACAAGACGUGAGGCGAGUGCCUGGCGUAGCUCCUAUGAUUGUUAGAUCAGCAAGUGAUACAAAUGAGAAAAGGCCUUUCAUGUGUGAAUAUCCUGGCUGCAAUAAAAGAUAUUUUAAACUGUCUCAUCUGCAGAUGCAUGGCAGAAAGCACACAGGUGAAAAACCAUACCAGUGUGACUUUAAGGACUGUGAACGAAGAUUCUCUCGUUCAGAUCAACUCAAACGACACCAAAGACGACAUACAGGUGUGAAACCCUUCCAAUGUAAAACCUGUCAGAGAAAGUUCUCCCGAUCUGACCACCUGAAGACUCACACCAGGACUCAUACAGGUGAAAAGCCUUUCAGUUGUCGGUGGCCCAGCUGUCAAAAAAAAUUUGCCCGAUCUGAUGAAUUGGUCCGUCAUCAUAAUAUGCACAACAGGAACAUGACUAAACUUCAGCUUACUCUUUAGAUUUUUCACACUGUGUACAAACCAGAUGGGACCCUAUGAACUAUUCAACCAUUGUCUGUCAACUCUUUAGGAAUUCUCAGAAACCUUCAUAAUGCAGUUGAGACAAGUUAACUAAACUGUAGGAUUCUGUUCAGUGAAGACCUCUACUUAAAUUUUGAACUUGGAUUACUUGGAUUUUGAACAUUCCUGUUCCAAACCUCAAAUGGUUCUGUUUUGUAACAUUAUUAUAUAAUUGCAAAUUGACUAUGUUAUACUUUAAAUAUUACUAUAGACUCUAGUUGUGUAUAUUUGUUUAAUCCUUAAGAGGGUUUUUUACUUUUUCUUUUUACUUGAAAUUUGCAAGUGCAAGCUAGUGUGCAGUCAUACUCAUACAUAAUGAUUAGUAUAUGCGAAAGUCUGUUCAUGUACAGUAUACUAUUUGCUUACUGCAUACACUGAAGUUUCUAAAUACUGCUGCAGUCUUGUACAAAUACUGAGUCAAUUUUAGUAAUAUUUGAACUGCCCAAAUGGGACAAUUUUAUAUUCUUCUGUGAAUCUUCAGUGUCAACCAUUCCAAUAUCUUGCUUGCAAUCUUUAGUAUUGUGGGUGUUUUAGUCUCUGACAGGCACACACAAUUCAUCUGGGAGUUGGAUGCACACUUUGAUGUACGUGAAGCCCAACAAUCCACACAGGCUUGUGCUGUUCCCAGAGUUGUCUACACUGAGCAGAGGAAAAACAAAGGACCAGUGCAGGUGGUUUCAGAGUUCAAUGAAUUUUUGUGUAUGAGGAAAGCCAGGAUUGUGCAUAAUGUCCCCCCCCACCUGCACAUACUUAAUUUUAAGUCUGUAUAGAGCCUAUGAACAUGCAAUUAUAUAUGCAUAGAACUCUCUAUGCUUGAGCAGAAUCCUUGGUGUUUCAGAUUUCUUAUCAUGUGGAGAGAGUUCUAUGCAAUGGCACAUUCAUUUACUGAAUGUGCAUUGGGCAGGAGAAUGCUUAAUUUAAAGAUGCUUCUUGUCCUCUCCGGCAAUCAGUAUGCCAGUCACCUGACUCACAUAUUUAGGUGCUGACCACCCACUGGGCACUAGAUUUUUGAAUCCCUAUGACUGGGUUUCUAACCUAUCACAUUAUACUGCUAUUGAACACUUUCUUUCUCCUCCCCUUACAUGUCCAACUGAAGGAGAAGCAGAAAGAAGUGCUGCUAUACUUGCAGUCUUCUAAGGAAGCUGACACGAAGUUGCAUUGGACUGUCCCUUCCCAUUGGUGAUUAUGAGCGAGAAACACAAAGUGUGUAUAAUUUGCAAGAUCACUAGCUUUGCUUCUAAAACUGGUAUACUGAAAACUAGAAUCUUGCUUUGAAGUUAACUUGUUUUCACACCAACAGCAUUAAUGUAGAGAAACUGUACAUUUUAUUUUGUAUUUUGAAACUGGUUUAAAUUUCAACUUUGAAAUUUUAAAUAUUCUGCUUUGAGAUACAGGUCCUCACACAAAGUCAGUAUCAUUGUAAAUGUUAAGGAUUUGUUUAACAUGCAGCCAUGCUGGUUAUGUGGCUGGCAAAUUGUGUAAAAUAAAGUUAAAGUUGAACUCAAGAAGAGGCUGGUCCAGAAUUUCCAUUAGCAUAUGGCUCUUAAGCUACACAGAUAGCUCUUAAAUGUGACUUGAACGUCUUUUCAUUUACAAUUAUAUGUGCAAAUAUAAAUGCCCAAUGUGAUGAAAUAUAUCAUUAAAAGGUUUAGGGUUUAUUAUUUACUGUUGAUCGUUUGAAGUGGUGUAUAUAUAUCAAUAAAUAUAUAUCUAAUAAUGUAUUGCUCUUAAACAAUUAAGAUUAGAAAGUGAAUAAACAUAAUUUAGAUGCAUCACGGUUCAGAUGUUGCUACAAGCUGUUGAUACCACAAAGACUGUAACCUGCAUUUUUCACUGAGCUUUCAAUUAAAGCCCAUUUAAAGAGAAACAAAUAAGAGUCCAACAGAUGUGUUGUUUCAUGGCUCGUAUUAGGUUUCAAUUUUUUUCUCCAAUUGUGUUGACCUCUUUUUGUAUAUAAAGGUACCACCAGAAGGGAUGACCACUAGUUAACCUGGCCAGGUCUUGACCACAAUUUAUCCUUCUCACUGGGGAAUUGUACUGACAACAGUAUCAGAUUUCAUAUUAUGUUGUAGAGAGUUGUUUCACUCUACUUACAGCAGUUUUCCUUUAAGAGAGUGACCCACAGGCCACAUUUGAACUGGCCUCAUUGCCUUCAAUGAAUUAUUUGUCCUGCUUUGGAAUAGACAAACGUAGCUACAUCCUUCCUGAUAAGGAUUACAGUCUCGCUGUCUUUAAUCACAACAUCACCACACAAUCCCAGCAUAACCAUGACUGUGUGCAGUCUUUUCCUUUUCAGCCACAUUUGUAUUCCACAUUUCCCUCAAUGAGCUCAGUAGUGUACAUAGAGUAGAUGUAGGCUACCCCUUUUUAUCCUCAUAAUAAUGCUGUGAGGUAGUUGAGGCACAGAAACACUAAAUGACUGAAGGUCAUGCAGUGAGCUUCAAAGCUGAGUGAGGAUCUGACCUCCACAGACACUCGAUCACUACACUAUGCUGGCUCUCUGUUUUCAUGCAAGUGUGCUAAACGUAAUUCUUUUGACCAGUAAGCAAAUUUUACAUAUCAGUUAUUAUCUCCUGUUCAAGUCUCAGGAAAUGCACAGCAAGAAUGUCUUUAAGGUUAGAAAGUCAUCCUUUACACCAGCCUUCCCCAACAUGGUGCCCUCCAAAUGUUUAGAACUCCAACUCGCAGCUUCAGUUCAGCCCCCAGUGAUGAUGGGAAUUGUAGUCUGAACAUCUGUAAGGCACUUUAUUGGGAAAGCCUGCCUUAAACCAUUAUAUAAAAACAUUUAAUUUGUAGCUGUGGUGUACAUUUCACAGAGGUACUUCACACAUUACCAAGAUGCACGGUUUGCCACCAAGAAUACACUUCACAGGGAACUGUCACCAGUCAUGGUUCCUUGACGAGUGUGCCUCUACAAUACAUAUAUUUGCAAACAGACAUCUAUCUCAGGCAUGUAUUGUUGUACACCUAAAACUCAAUUGGUAUACACCAAAAAUAUGUGUGAAGUGGCCCUCAUUUCAUGUGCUUGAGAACUCUUAUCGUGCAUAAUAAAAUAUGAACAUGUGUAAAAUAUCUGUGCAGCCAAUUACAUUUUUUGAAUUCUAAUGGGUAAUAUGUUAGAUGUCUUACCUGCCCUUCAUUUUUUUAAUCUUUCAGCUUUUCUGUAUGUGUGUAUGCAUAUGUGCAUAUACACUUAUAUCCAUAUACAAAAACUUCAAAAGGCAGCUAUAUUUUUUUCAUUUCCCCUCUGGUAAUACAUAGAACAAGGAGAACUAAAGAGAAGUAGCUUACUUCCCCCCCCGCAUCUUUUUGGAUAAGUCAACAGUUAAUUCUUCAAGACCUUUCUCACGUGGAGAUUAAGUCACGUAUUUCAAAGGAACAGUGACUCAUUUGUAUCAGUCAGCUUUAUCUUUUACUGCCCGAAGACAGUAUGCCUCUGGAGAAACUCAUAACAAGAGGGGCAAACAAGAAAAGGAAGAAUUUGGACAAAACAGUGUGUAGGUAUAUAUGUGUACACGUGAGCAUACAGAACUAUAUGGUGGUUUUCAGCUACAGUGUCCUGUCAGUGCAAGGAUUUCUGCUUACACAAUGGGACCUUCCCCCUCAAUUCCCCCCACACAUGUCCCAUGUCCUCCCCAAAUCUUCUCCAAAGGGUUGAGGGGUGCAUGCGGGGAAGAAAGGAGGAAAACAUUCUAUUGUGCAAAGAGAAAUCCUUGUGCUUAUGAAAGAAGAGGCUUAGCACUACGUUGAAUUCUACCCACAUAGUGGGGGAAUUUUUUUGGUAAAAAAUGAGGUGCCAGUACUCAUACCUUGAUGAAAGUGCUAUGAGUGCCAGCACAAAAUGGUUGUCGUGGACAGAAAAAAAGAGAUGCUGGCAUUCUGUACUGAUGAGUUCCAUCACAAAAAAGCACUGUACACACACAUAUAUACCUAUAUACAUACAUACAUACAUACAGUACACACACAUGAUAAUCUUCAGAUUAUAAAUCCUGAUUAUCCAGGUUAAAUGAUCUCUUGAAAAGUUUAGACUUAAUAAGAAUGCAUAUAUGUUCUCUUUAGUAUAUUGAGGGUGUUUUUAAUUUGCAUCCCAACCAUCUGUUAAAAUGGAUUUAUGCUUCUACAAGCCAAGAUUCAUAAUAUUGAAGAAUCUGUUUAUGACAAAUAAAGUUAGCUCUAUGAAAAUAAAACAUAAUUACUACAGGCCUGUUGAUUUGGACUGUCAGUUGAAGAAAUCUUAGUCAAAUAAUCCUAUGAUAUUUGGCUGAUUAACAACACAGCCCUAUACAUGUCUACUAAGAAACAUAUAUUGUGUCAUUGAUUUCAAGGGAAUUACUUCCAGGUAAGUAUAAAUAUAUACACACUUAACUGGGAGUAAGCCCCAUUGUACACAAGAUACUCACAGGCAGCCUUGAUCUUCAUGUAAGUCCUGCCAAAGCUGUCACUGUGAAUAAGCUGAACAGCACAUAACCCCUAAACUGUGGUAUGGAAGCAGCUCCUUUGUUAAACAUGCGCAUAGUUUAGACUGGGGCUGGUGUAACAAGUUUGAUAAUUUCAAGUUUGGUGCCAGAUCUUUGAGGUAAUACAUCAGAUAGUUGUUCCAUCUCUGGCAAUCUUAAAAGUUUGGGAUGGGCAAAAUGCUGGCUGCAAAAAAAAUCAAUAAUUUCCCUCCCUACUGGCAGCCUGAUUAAAGAGAUUUUGUAAACAUUUGGAAAAUGUUACCUUGGAGCAGUAACCCUAAAGUUUUGUUUAUAUAGAGGUUUGUCAAAAAAAGAAACAUUUUAAUCAACUUAAUUUGAUUUCAUUACAUUAAUUAACAAAGAAGCCGAUGCUUCAGCAAUUGUGGCAAUGUAUGCAAGCUUAUGGAAUGCUCUAUAACUAUACUAGGUCAUCAGUACCUUUGGAACUCCCCGCUGCUUUAGAUGAAUUGUGAAAAACAACAGAAAACUGAGAAUGGACUCUGAGAAUCCCUGCAAUUUUUUUAUUGUGCUUUGAUUGAUU